This is a messenger RNA of Lepus europaeus (European hare), 2921 nucleotides long. It is a transcript of the gene NAA40, whose product is annotated as N-alpha-acetyltransferase 40, NatD catalytic subunit. Gene Ontology annotation, cellular component: nucleus. The coding region runs from base 266 to 916 and encodes 216 amino acids. The transcript has 9 exons. Lineage: Eukaryota; Metazoa; Chordata; Mammalia; Lagomorpha; Leporidae. The record is from RefSeq and is a predicted model, not a curated record. Gene Ontology annotation, molecular function: histone H4 acetyltransferase activity; protein N-terminal-serine acetyltransferase activity; histone H2A acetyltransferase activity.
AGCCGUUGCCGCCUCCCUGCCGGCGAGGGUGUGUUAAGCAGGGGCCGAGGGUCGCCGCCGCUGCUGCCGCCAUGGGGUCAGAGUUACACAGUAACUCUGCGUAACAGAGGCAGAGAGAGAGGUCUUCCAUCCACUGGCUCACUCCCCGAAUGGCUGCAACAGCAGGAGCUGCGCCGAUCUGAAGCCAGGAGCCGGGAGCUUCUUCCAGAGAAAGUCGAGCAAAGCGAAGGAGAAGAAGCAGAAGCGGUUGGAGGAGCGAGCGGCCAUGGACGCCGUCUGUGCCAAGGUGGACGCCGCCAACAGGCUUGGCGACCCUCUGGAAGCCUUCCCAGUGUUCAAGAAAUAUGACCGAAACGGCUUGAACGUCUCCAUUGAGUGCAAGCGAGUGUCUGGACUGGAACCAGCCACCGUGGAUUGGGCCUUCGACCUGACCAAAACCAACAUGCAGACCAUGUAUGAGCACAGCGAGUGGGGCUGGAAGGACCGGGAGAAACGGGAGGAGAUGACAGAUGACCGAGCCUGGUACCUCAUCGCUUGGGAAAACAGUUCUGUCCCCGUGGCCUUUUCUCACUUCCGGUUUGACGUGGAGUGUGGGGAUGAAGUCCUGUACUGCUACGAAGUGCAGUUGGAAAGCAAGGUCCGGCGGAAGGGCCUGGGCAAGUUCCUCAUUCAGAUCCUGCAGCUCAUGGCCAACAGCACGCAGAUGAAGAAGGUGAUGUUGACGGUAUUUAAACACAACCAUGGCGCCUACCAGUUCUUCAGGGAUGCUCUACAGUUUGAGAUCGAUGACUCCUCCCCCAGCAUGUCCGGUUGCUGUGGGGAGGACUGCUCCUACGAGAUCCUGAGCCGGAGGACCAAGUUUGGGGACAGCCAGCACUCCCACACGGGUGGGCACUGUGGUGGCUGCUGCCAUUGAGCUCCCAGAGCCACUUGGCGGUCGGAGCGCCCUCUCCCGAGGCCUGAGCUCUCCCUGGUCCCACGCCGCUUGCCAGGUGCCCUCCGAAGCCCUGCACGUGCCAGGCGGCUCCCAGAGCACACAGAGCCGUGGCGGGAGUGCUCCCAGCUGCCCCUCGUCCUCCUCCGAGAGCAGGAGGAGCUGCGGGGGCCUGGCCGUGGUGCUCGUCCUCACGCGUGGCUGCCUCUGGCUUAGCUCUGGGCCACUGCUCUGCAGCUGGGUUCCCAGCAGCGCCACGUGGACGAAGCGGGUGUUUGUACCCACCUCUGUGACAGUCCUAGCGUCCUGUGUCGGGCCUGCUGAUCUCCAGAGGGGAGUGGACUCGGUGUAAGAUCUGGGCCUAGCGAGAGGCCUGGGGGACUCGCCUUGGUGGGCAGCGCUAGGGAGACCAGAGGCGGGGCUGUGCCGAGGCACAGGAAGCUCCUUCAGCCACGUGGGCUCCGCAGAGCGGGGUCGUCCCAGGACCAGCCGGCCAGGAGGAUGGCGCUCCCUCCACUGCCACCAGCGAGAAGCCGUGAGGACCAGUGGCGAGCUCGAGGUCUCGUGGGGGCCCCGGGGAGAUGGCUCCUCUGACUUCUGGGCUGGCUGCCUUGCUCUGGAGCGGUGACGUGGAGGUCCCACCGUGCCUCUCCGUGGCCCCACAGCACUCUCCCCCUCCCUCCAGCCCACAUACCUCUGCUCUGUCUCCAGGGGGAGAUAACAUCAGGGAGCCCCUUGCCCUCCCCCGGAAGAGCCCCUCGUUCCCGGUGUGGGUCACGCCGGGUCCUGUCUUGGUGCUGACAGCUCUCUGAGAGGCGGCGAGCCUCCCCACUGCCGCCUGGCCUCUUAGAGCCCCCAGCCAGCAGCAGGCCUCCGCCUGCACUCCCCAGCCUUGACCCCUGCGGCCUCAGUGGGGCGCUAGUGCCACUGCCCUGGCCCCCGGCCUCAGCUCCUGGGCCCACAGUGAGCGCUGUCCUCUCUGGCGUGCUUGUGUGGCAGCUGGAGCCAGGGGCCGGAGGACCUCAUUGCCCCCGAGGAUGUGGGCUUGGAGCUGCGCUCAUCCUCAUCUCCAGGCAUUGGCCCUCACCCUCGCCCAGGGAGAAGCACCCAGCACCUCGCCUCAGCCUCCCUGCUCUCUGCCUGGCCCCGGGGCCAUUGCCUGCGGGGUCUGGGUCACACCGCACCUCUGCCCUGACCGGCCCCAGCGCGGCCCCUGCCUCAGCCGGCCCCGGACCCCCGUGGCAGUGGGCCUGGGCACUCCUGCUGGGGGCCUUGCGGCUUCACACUGGAGCGGGUCUGCCUUUGCCCAGCCUGUGGCUCCCUGGGGACGUGACCCCACGCGGGUGUUGGAAUCGCGGAGGGGCUUGGGGACUCGCCCGGGAGUCCUGAAAAGACAGAGGCGUGGCAGGAAGUUCUCUGCUCCCUGUCUCGAAGGGUAAGAUGAGUAUUUAUUGGAUCAUGGGUUUCUGAUACCUCCCACUCCAGGGGACCAGAAGGAGCCCGCAGUGUAAACCCCACGUGUGAUGAGUUCAGCUUAUGUUGUCCCUGUCCAGUCACUGGACACCUGGCACCCGGGAUGCCUGGCGCCCUGCUCUGCCCCCUCCGGCCUGAGGCCUCCAGGAGGCGUGGCCUGGGGCGGAGGAGCCGUCGAUUUCUCCCGCCUCCGUCUUCCCCUGCUUCUCCCACUUCUUGGCUUUGAGAAGCAGCAGGCCUUCCUCUGUAUCAGGCGUUUGUGAGUGUUGUUUCGUUUGGGGCAACGUUGAAAUGUUUUUUCAGAUUUUUUCUUUUUUAGUUGUAUUCACCCUAUUUCAGGUUAUUUUUGAAGAAACUUGGAAGAUAAACUCCUUCUUGAUAUUUUCUUUAGCAUUUUAUCAUCACUGGAAUCAAAGGGAAAAAGUGAUCUCUCUUUGUGUUGGUUGUAUCUGUACAUCACAAAUAAAAAGACAGUUUGUUCAGCUGCCGGCUGGCUUCCGUGCGGGGGCGCCAC